Molecule: messenger RNA, 2094 nt
Organism: Exophiala spinifera
Lineage: Eukaryota; Fungi; Ascomycota; Eurotiomycetes; Chaetothyriales; Herpotrichiellaceae
Exons: 2
Coding region: 1-2094 (697 amino acids)
Source: RefSeq, a predicted model, not a curated record
AUGUCUCCCAACAACACCGUCCAGGACUCUGUACAGCAUGCCUCUCUCACGAACCCAGAGCAAUUCUGGGACAAGCACGCCAAACAGCUAUACUGGCACAAGCCAUAUUCGUUCGUUCUCAAACAGCAAACCAAGAUACUGGAGGACGGCACGUCAUAUCCGCACUGGUCAUGGUUCCCAGACGGCGAGAUCAACACCACAUACAAUUGUCUCGAUCGGCAUGUGAAGGCCGGCAACGGCGACAAGCUCGCCAUGGCCUGGGACAGUCCAGUAAGCGGAUCGAAGGAAAAAUACACAUACGCAGCCAUGCUCGAAGAGGUGGAGAUACUCGCAGGUGUCCUGCGCGAAGAAGGCGUGAAAAAGGGUGACGUGGUGCUCAUAUACAUGCCCAUGAUCCCUCCUGCGAUCUUUGGCAUGCUCGCCGCCGCGAGACUGGGCGCUCUACAUGCCGUCGUCUUCGGUGGCUUUGCCGCGAACAGUCUGGCGCAGCGCAUCGAGGCGGCGAAACCGAAGCUCAUCCUCACGGCGAGUUGCGGGAUCGAAGGCUCAAAGGGGCCACUCGACUAUCGACCGUUUGUGGAAGGCGCCGUCGAACAGAGCAGUUGGAAGCCAAGCAAGACGCUCAUUUGGCAGCGCGACGUGUUGCGCUGGGACCCCGUCCGGAUAGACAGAGGUCAGCGCAACUGGCAGCGGCUCGUCAAGAGCGCACGGAACCGAGGCGUCAAGGCUGAAGCAGUCCCCGUCAAAAGCACAGACGGUCUCUACAUCAUCUACACCAGUGGGACGACGGGGUUGCCCAAGGGCGUGCUGCGCGAGGUCGGCGGACACGCCGUCGGGCUGAACUUGAGCAUCAAGUACCUCUUCGACGUCAAAGGCCCAGGCGACGUCAUCUUCACGGGCAGCGACAUCGGCUGGGUCGUGGGCCACUCGUACAUUGUCUACGCGCCACUGCUCGCCGGUGCGACGACCGUCUUGUACGAGGGGAAGCCCAUUGGCACGCCGGACGCUGGUGCCUUCUGGCGUCUCGUCGACGAGUACAGGGUCACCACGCUCUUCACGGCGCCCACGGCACUCCGGGCGAUCCGCAAGGAAGACCCCGGCGACAAGGCGUUUAAGCACUACGGCGACAAGGGCCGGCUGAGGCAUUUGCGCGGCCUGUUCCUCGCGGGCGAGCGGUCUGAGCCGGCCAUCAUCACCCACUACCAGGACUUGUUGACCAAGUACGCUGCGCCCGACGCCCGCGUCAUCGAUCACUGGUGGUCCAGCGAGUCGGGGAGCCCCAUGACGGGUCUCGCGCUGCGGCCAGCCAUCGGACACGACCACAGCAGUCGCGAGAACCACAAGGCUCUGGCCAUCAAGCCUGGCAGCGCGGGUAAGCCGAUGCCCGGGUUCGACGUGCGCGUCGUUGACGACGAAGGCAAGGAAGUGCCUCAGGGAAACAUGGGAAAUAUCGUUCUCGGCGUGCCGUUGGCUCCGACGGGCUUCACUACGCUGUUCAACGACGACUCGCGCUUUUAUCGAGGCUAUCUUAAGCGGUUUGAGGGCAAGUGGGUCGAUACAGGCGAUGCAGGCAUGAUUGACCAGGACGGUUAUGUUCACGUUAUGAGCCGAAGUGACGAUAUAAUUAACGUUGCAGCGCAUAGAUUCAGUACAGGCGCCAUCGAACAAGCAAUAACAUCCCACCCGUCCGUCGCCGAGGCGUGCGUCGUAGGCAUCCCCGACGCCAUGAAGGGCCACUUGCCCUUCGCGUUUGUAGUCCCCUCGGCGUCUACGCCGUCCGAACUUCCCGCGACGCCGAGCAAGGAAUACUUUACAAGCAUCAACAACAUUGUUCGCACGAACAUCGGCAGUAUCGCCUCGCUGGGCGGCAUCAUUCAGGGUAAAGGCAUGAUUCCGAAGACGCGUUCAGGCAAGACCCUGAGAAGAGUGCUGAGAGAACUCAUCGAGAACGCCGCAGACGGCAACUUUGACAAGGAAGUCAAUGUCCCUGCUACCGUGGAGGAUAAGGACGUGGUUGAGGUCGCCAGGGCAAAGGUCAAAGAGUGGUUUGAGGCAAGGGCAAAGGCUCAAGAAACGACCAAGGCGAAGUUGUAG